CUAGACCUUCAUUGAAAAACAAACUACUGAAACUCUGAGAUUUUAAUAGCGCCUCUGUUAAACCCUGUCAAGGUCAUGAUCGUGCUGUUGUCCCAUGAGCUGGGCUAAAAAAUACCUGUUUUGGAUCUUCAAGGGGUCCAAAAAGUCCAUAGUUGAUCAACUAGAGGACAUUGAUGAUGAAAUUUUGGAACUGGAAAGUGAUCGGUCUAACAGUAUAGACUCAGAAAAACAAUUCGUUUUCCGACUGAUUUUAUACUCAUUCAUAUUCUUCGGCUUGAGUUUUAUAACAGUUUAUUACUACUACUGGCCAAGUACAGUAGCUGGAAAGGUGGUGAUAUGUGUGAUAUUUGCUGUAUAUCCUUUUUGUGUAUAUUUCAUGAAGUAUAUCUUUCGGAUUAUGUUCACUAGGCGCGUAAAUAAGACGGAUGAAAAACUAAAAAGGCUCCGGGCUGAUAAACAGAAAUUGUUAGAAGAGGUGAUGGAAAAGGAGACCUUCAAUAAGGCCCAACAAAUCCUCAAACGUUUUGAUCCAUUAACAUUUGCUUCUUUAGCUGUUGAGGAAAAGAAGACCCCCAAACCGGUUUUCGGAUCGAUGAUUAACCUCGUCACUCCUCAUUCUGAAGUACGCCGUAGGAAUAAUUCGGGGGAUAGACAUUUAACUCCAGGAUUAUUAGGUUCAAAUUUAACUACUCAGUCGAGUACCCCUGUGAUCGGGAGUAAUCAAACACCAUAUUCUAAAAAACCACGGUUAUUAAGACCGCUUUUACCUAGAGAACGUUCAAUUAUUGAUAAAGUUUUAGAUGCAUUAGUUGGUGAUGGUCCCGAUAAACGAUUUGCACUAAUUUGUAAUGAAUGUUCAUCACACAAUGGAAUGGCAUUACAGGAAGAAUUUGAAUAUUUAGCAUUUCGAUGUUGUUAUUGUAAUCAUUUUAAUCCAGCACGUCGUACACGAUUAAAGAUGGGAUUAUCAAUAGAAAAUAUAGAAAAUAUAAAUGAUCCAAUAGAUAAUUCAAAGACAACAACAUCUUCUUUACUAUCCAAUAAAUCUAAUCUUAAAAGAAUGAAUGAAAAGAUUCAAAAUUCCAAUACUAAUUUAUAUAAUCAUAAUGAUAGUGAUAAUGAUAGUGUUCUUAGUAAUGAGACUGUAGUUUAUGAUUCUCAUGAUAUCUUAACUAAUCAAUCUAAUGAACAAUUGAAUUUAAAAGAUAGCGAUCAUGUUGAUAAGUUUAAAGAAUCCAUAGAAUAAAAUAAUCGGGUUCAGGAAGAUCUAUAUAUUAUACAUUUACUGUAAGGCAUCUCCUUCUUCCAUAUAUACAUAUGUAAACAUCGUUUCUUUAUUUCGAUAGAAAAAAAAAACUAUAUUCCCGUUUAUUUUUGUUUAUCAUUCAUGAAGAACAUCUUGAUUUCCAGUUCAUAAAUCAUUUAAUUGGUUGUUAUGCUUGUUCAUAUAUUACUUGGUCGAGUAUGUAUAUACAUACAUACAUACAUACAUGCAUACACUGUACAUCUUUCUAUGUUUACCUGUUUAUUGACUGGAAUCUGGAAAGUUUUCUGUUUCCAUCCUGUUCUCCACCCUUUUUUUUGUUUUUGGAAAUAUAUACCUCCCUGAGUAUUAUCUCUGUAUUUUUAUAUGAAUUGUGAUGAUACUAAUUGUUGAACUUUGAGUGAUUAUAUCUUGUUUUUUUGUUUGCUUGUUUGUUUGUUUGUGUUGUAUGUGUAUGUAGACAGAUUAUUUGCUCUUUUUUUCAACUAAUCUUUCUCUCUCUCACAUCAAUAUAUGUCAACCAUAUGUUUUCAAACUAUUGCACUAAAUUCAAUUUGUAAUAAUGAUAUGUGGUUACAUGUCAUUCUUUUUUUUUGUGUGUGUGUUCUGUUAUUGGUGUCUCAACUAAGCACAAAUGUAUGAAUCGAUCCAACUUGGAAUGUUUUACAUUAACACAGCGAAAAUAUAAAUUGGUAACAUUCAGUCUUUGG
This is a messenger RNA of Schistosoma spindalis, 1974 nucleotides long. Lineage: Eukaryota; Metazoa; Platyhelminthes; Trematoda; Strigeidida; Schistosomatidae. The record is from the annotation of a GenBank genome assembly.